AUGAGUGUCGCACCGGUAGAUACAACGGAUACUAUUAAAAACUAUGAUGACAAUGACUUGGGGUUGGCAGAAUGUUAUGAUCUGAAUGAUGAUAAAGAUAUAUUCCAACAAAGCAGUCUUUUCCAAGCAAUGAAGCCAUUACUAUGGAGUCUAAAGCUGUGUGGUCUGUACCAUGAAAGACAAUGGAGGGUGAAAAAUGGGAAAGGUGACCUCGAGGAAAUUGGAAAAGUUACCCCCUCUCGGAUAUGGAGCAUUGUUUCAAUGAUAGUCCAAUGGCUGAACUUUGGAAAAAUCAUGCUGGCAUUUUUGCGAGAUAAUGAAUUUGGCUCUGGGUUGAUGAUCAAGGUCAUGGUCAUGAUGUGGCAUUUAAACUGUGGUAUAUCAUGCAUAGUUAUGUACCGCUGUUGGGCAAAGCCAGAAAAUUUACCUGGCCUCAUCUAUAAAUGGGAAAAACUUUGCAAACAAGACACAGAAGAUACCCUACAAAAAUUCAAGCGUUUGGUCAAAAUUGGUCUUUUCUUUUCAUGGGGACUUACUAUUAUGAACUUUGUCUUUUUCGUUUACUUUCUGUUUAAUAAUGACAUAUUUCAUGUUGUCAUGGUGCCCUUUGAAAAGGAUGUUCAAGGUCUUUUAAUUGUCAAGAUAGUCUUUGUUGUAGUAAGUGGGACAUUAGUCAACAUGUCAUGUACAUUUCCUUCUCUAACUCACAUCGCAGUGACAUGGCUUCUUAAUGAGGAAUUCAAAAAGUUUAACAAACAAUUCAAAGAUAGCAUAAGUGAAUGCCAUGGCCUAGAAGGCAGCAUUGAGAGCCAUAGAAAACGACACAUGGACAUAUGUCAGCUCACAGGAUUUGCUGACGAAGCUUUCAAAUGUUACCAUGCUUCAGCGAUUGGAAUUCCUAUAACUGUUACCUUAAUCAUUAUUUACAACAUCAUGAAUUUGGACAGGAUCAGAACCGAUUCCUUUUUGACAAUGACAAUGGUAUUCUGGUUGUUGAUGAACCUGUUUAUUAUGAUAGAAGCGUUACUGAUGUGUGCAAUUGUUAAUAGCACAGCACAUGACUCUUAUGAUGACGUUCAUUCACUAGAUCUUCAAUACAUGGAUCAAAAGGAAGUUUUGCAGGUGUCUAUAUUCCUGAACAAGUUAUCUGGACAUCCUGAUCAGAUAGGACUUAAGGUGGCAUGUCUUUUUAUCAUUGACGGACCAACCAUUCUAACUGUGUUCGGGUUGCUUCUUAGUUAUUUUUUCCUGUUGAUUUCAUUCAAACCAGCCAGUCCAGAGAGUGUUCUAGCAGAUUGUAACUGUACAAUUUCAAUAUAAGUUAUAAUGAACAUUCAAAUCAACAAGGCCAGAGAGUGUGCUAGCAGCAUGUAACUGUACAACAUCAUUUAAAGUUAUAAUGAACAUUCAAAUCAACAAGUGCAGAUAACGUGCAAGCAGCGUGUAACUGUACAACAUCAAUUAAAGUUAUAAUGAACAUUCAGAUCAACAAGUGCAGAGAAUGUGCUAGCAGCGUGUUACUGUACAACAUCAAUUAAAGUU
Owenia fusiformis is the source of this 1542-nucleotide messenger RNA. Lineage: Eukaryota; Metazoa; Annelida; Polychaeta; Sabellida; Oweniidae. The record is from the annotation of a GenBank genome assembly.